Molecule: messenger RNA, 2592 nt
Organism: Coffea eugenioides
Lineage: Eukaryota; Viridiplantae; Streptophyta; Magnoliopsida; Gentianales; Rubiaceae
Product: MDIS1-interacting receptor like kinase 2-like
Exons: 4
Coding region: 1-2592 (863 amino acids)
Biological process (GO): protein phosphorylation
Molecular function (GO): ATP binding; protein kinase activity; protein binding
Source: RefSeq, a predicted model, not a curated record
AUGGGUUCUUUUGAAUUUAUCUCUAUAUUCAUUAUGGUCCUACUUUUCCCAUCAUCUCAUCCCAAAGCCAAAGGUGUCGCUUCAGAUUCUGCUAGUGAGGCGGCUGGUCUUUUGAAAUGGAAGGCCAGUUUUCAAAACCAGAACAAUAGUUUGCUAGCCUCGUGGAACCUCCAAUCCAUCAGCGGCAAGAAUUCUUCCAACCUUCCAUGCACUUGGGCUGGUAUUUCAUGCAUUAAUGGAAGUGUCAACAGGUUGAAUCUCUCAGAAUACAUGAUAAAAGGUAGCCUGUAUGACUUCCCAUUUUCAUCCCUCCCAAAUCUUGAAUAUCUUGAACUUAGCCUGAAUCAAAUCUUUGGCAGCAUACCUCGUGAAAUAGGUAACUUGUCCAAGCUCAUUUAUCUUGAUUUCUCAGUUAAUGAGUUGUCACAUGAAAUCCCACCUGAAAUUUGCAACUUGAGAAACUUGACUCAUUUAGCUCUCGGAAGUAAUCAACUUUCAGGGCCAAUUCCUGACGGAAUUGGAACUCUGCAUAAUCUGAUUGAACUUUAUCUGAACAACAACACUUUGAUAGGUCCAAUUCCAAAGGAAUUGGGUGAUCUAAAACUCCUUACCAAUUUGGAAUUAGGCGAGAACCAAUUUAGUGGGUCCAUUCCUGUUUCAAUUGGUCCAAUCCCUAGAAGCUUGCAGAAUUGCUCAAGCUUAGUUAAGGCCAAUUUCAACGAGAACAAUUUCCAUGGAAACUUGUCAGAAAUGAUCUGCAUCCAUCCAUUCCUGGACUUCAUAGAUCUCAGCAACAAUGAGUUCUACGGUGAACUCUCCAGCAACUGGGUUGAAUGCAAAAUCUUGAAAACCCUGAUAAUUGCAAAGAAUAACAUCACAGGUGGUAUACCUUUAGAAUUUGGAAAUUUAUCUCAACUGCAUGCACUUGAUAUUUCUUCAAAUUUUUUAUCCGGGGAGAUACCAAGGGUAGUGGGGAAGUUGACCUCUAUGCUUAAACUAGAUUUACAUGACAACCAAUUUGUCGGUGGUGUACCUCAGGAAUUGGGAAUGCUAACCGAACUUCUUUACCUAGACCUAUCCACAAAUUCCUUGAAUGGAUCUUUUCCAGAACAUUUGGAAGAUUUGAAGCACUUGUUUUACAUGAACUUGAGCAACAACAUUUUCAGCCAAAAGAUUCCAUUCGAGAUUGGGAAGUUGACCCAACUUUCUGAACUAGAUUUGAGUCGAAAUUUGUUCACAGGAGAGAUACCAUCAGAGUUCCGAAGUUUGCAGAGUCUGGGAACAUUGGACCUCUCCCACAAUAACCUCUCUGGUUUAAUCCCAAAGGCUUUAGCAGAAUUGCCUGGUUCAUUGCAAAUUAAUAUUUCCUUCAAUAAUUUAGAGGGUCCAAUUCCAAGUGGCAGAGCCUUUGUGAAUUUAACGAUAGAAGAAGUAAAGGGAAAUAAAGGCUUGUGUGGCAAUAUUACAGGGUUACGAGCUUGUGAAAGUUCCUCGUUAAUCAAUAGUCAUGUCAAAAAUAAGAGGAAAAAACUUGUUCUCACAGUUGUAUUUCCUCUUCUGGGGUCAUUCAUACUUCUAGGUGCAUUCUUUGGUAUUCCCAAAUUGCGUGAUCAAAGGAAAAAAAUUUCAAGAAUUGAAGAUAUGGAUGUGAAGAAGUGCCAUUUAUUUGCCAUAUAUGGAUAUGAUGGCAAAGCAUUGUAUAAAGAAAUAGUAUUGACUACACAAGAGUUCAGUGAAGUAUUUUGCAUAGGGAAAGGAGGUUAUGGAAGUGUUUAUAGAGCACAGCUUUCAUCAGGGGAUGUAGUAGCUGUAAAGAGACUUCACAACAUGCCUGAGAUGGCAAGUCAUAGAAGUUUCUUGAAUGAGAUAAGAGCCUUGAUAGAAAUCAAGCAUCGAAACAUUGUAAAACUCUUGGGCUUCUGCUCCAACUCUCAGCACUCAUUUUUGGUUUAUGAGUAUCUUGAAAGAGGAAGUUUGGCCAAAAUCUUGAGCAUAGAAGAAGAAGCUAUUGAACUAGACUGGCAGAAGAGGUUGAAAAUCAUCAAAGGCAUCGCUCAAGCUUUAUCUUACAUGCAUCAUGAUUGUUCACCAGCAAUUGUACAUCGGGACAUAUCAAGCAACAACAUUUUGCUCGAUUCAGAAGACGAGGCUCAUGUUUCAGAUUUUGGCACUUCUAAGUUUCUGAAAAAAGACUCAUCUAAUUGGAGUUCUCUUGCAGGAACAUGUGGAUAUGUUGCACCAGAAUUUGCCUACACAAUGAAAGUAACUGAAAAGUGUGAUGUUUAUAGCUUUGGGGUCCUGACAAUGGAAGUAAUCAAAGGAAAGCACCCCGGUGACUUGAUUGCUUAUCUAAUGUCUUCAAAGCCUGAGAAAAUAGAACUGAAAGACUUGUUCGAUCAAAGACUUCUGUAUCCCAAUCAAGAAAUUGAAAACAUUCUGGCAUCCGUUCUCAAAGUAGCAAGAGAAUGUCUACAUGUUGAUCCACAAUCUAGGCCAACAAUGCUCUUUAUUUCUAGGCUGUUAUCAACUGGUGCACAAUCUGUGUCACAUAUUGUACAAGACUCCGAUGACCAUAUUAAUCUUUUUUCCUAA